AUAGAAAUUGAAGAAGUAUCGAAGGCAGGUUAAUUACUAACAAAUUAGAUUGUCCGGACUUCUUUUUGGGGCUUCCAUGAAGGGAAUCGAGAAGCCAACCAGGUGACACAUCGCUUCAGUAUUUUUCUAUCCUCCGACUAGAGGCGCAAGCGCUACAUCCUCGAUUGCAACAAGGGGGGUGCGGCUGUAACCAUGGAUCCCAGUAUACUCGCUACCAUGGACAAGGACACAUUGAAGAAACAGAUCGAGAACAUGAAAUAUCAAGCGGCCAUGGAACGGUGGUCGUUAUCGAAGAGUAUCACGGCGAUGAGAGAGUACGUCGAAGAAAAUGAGAAGAACGACCCACUAAUACAUGCGCCUGACAAAAAGAACAAUCCAUGGGCCGAGAAAGGCAAGUGCAUAAUCAUGUAAGAGGAGAAUCGAACAGGGAGAACACGAAGAGGGAGAAAAGAAAAGACGGAAGCGAACGAAAGAAUGAAAGAGAACGAUGAUGAAGAUGAAGAUCAAGAAGAAGAUGAAGAAGGGCCGGUGUGUUUCAUCUGCGACAGAAAAGAGAAAGAAAGAGAGAGAGAAAGAGAGAGGGGGGAGGAAUAGAAAAUGCAUGCCAAAGAGACACUAAUAAAAAAAAUGAAUUACAAAAAAAUAAUAAUAAUAAAAAAUA
Molecule: messenger RNA, 661 nt
Organism: Vespa mandarinia (Asian giant hornet)
Lineage: Eukaryota; Metazoa; Arthropoda; Insecta; Hymenoptera; Vespidae
Gene: Ggamma30A
Product: guanine nucleotide-binding protein subunit gamma-e
Biological process (GO): phospholipase C-activating G protein-coupled receptor signaling pathway; sensory perception of taste
Cellular component (GO): heterotrimeric G-protein complex
Molecular function (GO): G-protein beta-subunit binding
Source: RefSeq, a predicted model, not a curated record